AUGCAAGAAAGUAGAAAAGACUGUCAUGCUUGGUUGACAUUGCUUGCAACAGCUCUCGUUCCAUUGAUGAUUGGUAUAUUUACUGUCGUGAUUACCAUACAACACCAAUCUUCGGCCGACAGACAACGCCAACAAGAACAACAACAAGCUGAUAAUCUUCAAAACGAACGAACAUUUUCUACUUAUGUUGAUGAUAUAUCAAAAUUACUGUUAACAAAAGAAGUCACGACGGAUAAUAAAGCUCUAUUGUAUAUUCGCACAAAAACUCUUUCAUCACUACGAAAACUCGAUACACAAAGAAGAAAAUAUCUGUUGUUGUUUUUAUAUGAAAGUCAACUUCUUCAAUAUGAUAAAACGAAGAAACAUGAUCGUUCUACAUUGAAUUUAGCGGGAGCUGACCUAAAUCAUAUUCAUAUAGAAAAACCGAAAAAUUUUAAUAAUUUAAGUCUACCCGGUGUUGAGCUGAACAAUGCAUCAUUUACUAAUUGUCAUCUACAGCAUUCACGGUUUGCUGAUUCAAUAAUGAACGAUAUUAGAUUCACCAACUCAUUUCUACUAGGAACACGUUUCAGUCGUUGUUCGCUAGAACGAGCUGAUUUUCGUAACACAACAUUGACUCAUGUGAGUUUUAGAAGUGCAAUUUUGAGACAUGCCGACUUCACACGAGCAUGGACAAAAGCAGCUGAUUUCACAAAUGCUGAUCUAUAUGGAGCUUUGAUGACCGAAAAACAUCUUCAGGAAGCUGAAUUGCUUGACAAUGCACGGCUGCCAAACGGCUCAUUUGCCAUGAUUCAAGAAAAAAAUUUAGUGGUAAAUGGUGAAAACAUUGGUUGUGAUAAGAAAUUACUAUCCUCGUGGACAAUGGAAUCUGUUAUUAUCAAGACAUUUCAACAUUAUCGCUCAUCACCGAAUUGUUCUUUUGGAAUAGCUAAUUUAUCGUCGCUGAAUCCUACAUCUAUAGAGCAGCAAGUAGUAGUGGCUAAUUAUUCUGUUUUGAUUGAUUCGGGAAAAGCUAAAUAUAAUGUUUCGGGUUCAUUCGGUGGUAAUGCUUAUGCUAAAAUAACAUUUCAUACCCAUGCAGCAGUAAAAACUGGUAAACAGGUAAUGAUAGGUUUAGAUGAGCGCCAGAAUAAAACUGGAACCAUGAUAUUUCAACAGAAACUUGGUACAAUACCAGUGGAUACUCGACAGUUUGUUCUCGUUGUUUAUUUUAUGAAAAUUCCUGAAGGAAGGCAUAAUUUUGCUGUUUUUAAUAAUAUACGCAUCACAGCUCUACAUUUAGAACAUAGUCAUCAGAUGUCAAUUAACAAUUUAAGAUUUUAUCCAGCUCAUCGAUGUUUCAGUAAUGAAGUUAUUGAACAAAUCAAACAUUAUGAUAAAUAUAAAGUACCCCAACACAUUAUUCGAAACAUAUUGAUUGAUACGCAUCAGGAUAAAUUUUACAUAGUGAAGAAUAUUGGCAAUAUUUUGAAAGUAACGUCAAAUAAUACAAUCACACAAGAACUAGCUGUUCAAACAUGUUUAACUGAGAUGAAAGAAGCUGAUCUAACAGCAAAAAUCGAAGUUAUCGUCCAAAGAAAUUAUGAAUUAAAUAUGAUAUUUAUCGCCUGUACAAAAACGAAAAAUAAUUUUCAAAGAUAUGGAUAA
Molecule: messenger RNA, 1647 nt
Organism: Didymodactylos carnosus
Lineage: Eukaryota; Metazoa; Rotifera; Eurotatoria; Philodinida; Philodinidae
Source: the annotation of a GenBank genome assembly